CGGCGAACUUCUGCAACGUUGGCAGUGUGAAUUGUUCUGAGAAAAAAAUACAAUAUGUCAGGAAAAGUGAGACAACGAGCUUCUGCUAACCCAGCAGACUCGGCUACUGUCACCGUGAAUGAGAGAAUUUUGAAAGAAUGUCACAAGUUGUAUGCUGACAACACCCAAGGUCUUAUCCAAAUUGCUGAAAGAUUGGGGUUGAAUUUGUUAGCUCCACGAAAAAAAAUCACAGUGUUGCUUAUUGGUAACCAUUCCGCUGGUAAAAGUUCAUUUAUCAACUGGUACAUUGAAGAACAUGUUCAAAGGACUGGUGUUGCCAUAGAAACACAAGGGUUCACUUUUGUUACAAGUGGGCGCAAACGAGAGUCGCUGACUGGCAAUGCUACUUUACACUUGUAUCCACAUUUCAAAGAGCUUGUCAACAUUGAAGGUGUUGUAGAAUAUCUGGUGACAGAGAUUACUACUUCUAAACAGAAGAAAUUCAGCCUUGUAACGUUUGUGGAUACUCCUGGUUUGGUUGAUGGUGAUAUGAAAUAUCCAUUUAAUGUUGAUGAGUCGAUCUUAUGGCUUGGUGACCGAGCUGAUCUGAUAUUUGUGUUUUUUGAUCCCAUUGGUCAAGCUUUAUGUAAACGCACAUUGAACUUGGUGGAAAAACUGAACGAAGAUCAUAGUGACCGGAUACGCUUCUAUCUGUCCAAAGCUGAUGAGGCUGGACAUGAGAGUGAUCGCCAACGGGUUAUGAUGCAAAUUGUACAAGAAUUAUGUAAGCGCCCUGGACUGAAUAAAACCUGCUUUGAUAUGCCUACUAUAUAUGUGCCCAAUUUGAUCAGCGGCAAGACUACUCGCUGUGCCAACCAAAUAGAAGAGGUAUGUAAAGAGAUAGAGAAAACUAUCAAUCAGACAAUACAGAACACUUUGAAUGCACUGGAAAGAGACUGUGAGAAAAUAGCCGAUUUAAUUGAUACCAAGCUAGCAGUGGAUAGGGCUGCCAGCUCCUAUAAUCUGAGAGCUCGCGGUAAAGGAUUCUUCCUUGGUUUAUUAGGAUGUGUUCUGCCUCUAUUAUGGUUUAUCAAUUUCCUUGCUAGCAAUGUCUCAAAGGAUCUUCAAGAAUCCACUUUGGGUCGAAAAAAUCGUGAAGUAGUGGCACUGUAUUUGAAACCUGUACGUGAAGUAUGGAAGCAGAUACCUAAGGAGUAUCAUCUACAUGUUACAAUUGCUUUAGGCGUCUUUACUGUCUUUCUGUUGGCUGUGGCAAAAUUCUCUUCAAGAUUGAAGCCAACAUUGUCUCGAAAAGAAAAAAGGGUUUUUACAGAUCAGAGGGAUUUUGUCAAGAGUCAUGUCAGGAAAACCAAGGAAAAACUGUAUCAUGAAUAUUUGCAACAGAGUGUGGCAGCCCAUGACAUCUAAAUAAAUAAUAUCAUAACAAAAGAUGCCUUACCUAUAUUCGUGAGCAUGUAUACCAGUACAGAGUUGGAAGAUGUAGUUAAAGGGUCAUAUGCCCUACAGUCACACUCCUUUGAUUUGUAUUCCGGAGUAUAGGGUAUUUCAGUCAUUUUCCAAAAUAAGUGUGAUGUUCUUUUCAACAUUUUUACUUGUAUACAACCUUGUUCCGUAAAUAUAAUGACAGUAUAUCUAAAAUGUUUUAUCAAUUCACUCUAUUAGACGCACAUUAUGCCUUUGUGCUAUUAUAAUUUAUCCAACACACUGUAUUCACAUCCUUUGGAUAUACCGUAUUACACACUAGCAUACCCGGUAAUAUAAUAAAACAUUAUCAAAAUAUUCAAAUUAAAAUCUUUUGCAAUAUAUCAACUCUUUUAAUGUCUUUUCCCAUAAUUUGACUGCUGUAGAAUACUUUAUUUCUGUUUGGAAUAUAUUUUCACUGAAGGGAUGCAGUGAAAACAAAAUCCAGAGAUAUACUUUUUUCUUUUUUGUAUUUCACAUUCAACUCAUCAAUAAUCAGUGAAAAUAAAUUCCAUACAAAACACCCAAAAAGCUUUUUCAGCGAAAAUUAACUCCAGCUAAAAUAAAGUAUGCUUCUAAUAGUGAAACAUAUGUUGUUUUCAAUAUGUCAGUAACAGUACACUUUUAAUAUUCAGUGACAAAAAUUACCACAGUCAAUUGUAUUUACUUAAAAAGAUAUUUUUAUUCCCUUUCUUCUUUGAAGAAGUUUUACAACUAACAUACAUGCACAAUAUCUUAACCAUUUUGAAUUGCUAUUUGUAAGUACUUAAUGAUAUACAAGGCAUAUAUGGUAGAUGUACCAGUCCUGCUUUUAGUUAGGUUUGGUGGUGAUGUUCUUUCCUCUUUUAAAACUAUCUAAAGAAAUUAUUGAAGGUGCUUUCAACUUUCUGUCAGCUGUCAUACCAAAAGUUGACACUGCCAUUGACCUGCCAGCUGACCUUAUCAUUUCUGCGUCUGUUUUAACCUCAGAGAUAUUGAUGAUAAAUACCUGGUUGAAUAUAUAAUAUGUGAUAGUCUUUUCCACAUUUCUUUGAACCAACAGAUAUUCAGAUUAUAGACUGUCACUAAGUCUAUCACAAUGAAUCAGUGUAUAUUCUUUUUAAAAAUCAGAAUUUUAAUGUAUCAAUCAGGGUUUGUUUUUCAAUAUCGUGUGUAAUUUGCUGUUAUUUUCUUUUCUAAACAACUAUUUUUCUUCACCGAAUAAAGAAUAUACUUUGUA
Molecule: messenger RNA, 2680 nt
Organism: Saccoglossus kowalevskii
Lineage: Eukaryota; Metazoa; Hemichordata; Enteropneusta; Harrimaniidae
Molecular function (GO): GTPase activity
Source: RefSeq, a predicted model, not a curated record